Messenger RNA from Aspergillus fijiensis CBS 313.89, 704 nucleotides. RefSeq lists its product as uncharacterized. The transcript has a single exon. The record is from RefSeq and is a predicted model, not a curated record. Lineage: Eukaryota; Fungi; Ascomycota; Eurotiomycetes; Eurotiales; Aspergillaceae. Bases 154 to 654 code for a protein of 166 amino acids.
CAGAUCCGUCCAUAUGUCCUAGUAGAUAAACCUCCCAUUGAUUCCUUAAUCAUCCCCACUCCUCAAAACAACCCCUCAAAACAACCAAGUUGGAAAGAGUACCGAGUCCACACACAGACUACAGCAAGAUCUUGCAAGACCUCAGUGCACUGCAUGCGGCGACACCCGACCGGAUGGAUGGUUUUUGUUUCGACCCUUCCAAGCUUAUCUCUGGCCCAAGCAUGCCAGCGAAAGUUUAAUUUUUUCGACAUUGCCCAGGCUUCUACUCAUCGACCAUUUACGUAUAGAGAAAGAAACCUGCAGUUGCAUUUGCGACGAAUCCUUCAUUGCAUCUCUCCACGGAGUGAGAUCACCCAUGUGAUCUACAAUACAAACAGCAGCACGCUAAGUUACGUCAGUGUCUUCAACUCUUCCAGACGGAUGCAGUUCAGGACGUGGCCAGCAGCGCAAUUAGACUCGGGAGGGUCUGUUUGCUCUGGAAUGGAAAGAUUCGUGUGGAAUGAGGGUGGUAGGUUUUUACUUGCAGUAAGAAAGACUGAGUUCAAACUUUGUUGGUUGGUUUUCUUAGGUCCAGUCGUCGCAUUAAGCCUUCUUGGUCUUGGUCUUGGUCUUGGUCUUUUCUUGGGUCGGUGUUGUUGUUGCUUGCUUGUUUAGGUUUUGGCUUGCCAAGUUUCUUCCCGGAAGGGGUGAAAGAGAGAGAGAGA